AUGAGUGGAAAUAAGGAAAAAGUCGCGGAAUGUUGUGUUAAAACGUUGGAUAUAGAGAAUGGAAAAUAUAAAGGAUGGGGCUACAGAUACCAGCAGUGCCUAAUCUUAUUCCUAUCACUCACGAUAGCUUAUAGCUUGCGAGCAUGUAUGGGUGUAUCUUUAGUAGCCAUGAUACAACAUGACAUACAAGCCAAUGCAAAUCAUACAAAUGAAACAAUAGCAAAUAAUACAGACAAAUCUAGAGAGCAAUAUGCAGAUUUGUAUGUUGAUGAAGAGGAUUAUAAUGCAAGAGGAUUUUUGAACAUAUUAAUGCUUACACCACCUUACCCAAAGUUGAAGUGGACUAAAACAAUACAAGAUACAGUACUGACGUCUUUCUUUUGGGGUUAUAUGAUACUGCAAAUUCCUGCUGGACAGAUUGCUCACCGCUUCGGUUCCACCUACUUGCUGUUCAGUGCACUCGCUAUCAAUUGCCUUGUGUCCUUGUUCUUUCCACUGGCAGCGUUUUAUGGAAGUUGGAAGUUAUCAAUAGCUUGUCGUAUAAUCCAAGGCUUAAGUCAAGCCUUCAUUGUUCCUUCAGUGCACACAACUUUAGGGAAAUGGGCACCUUUAGCCGAGCGAGGCAGGAUGACAGCAACAGUCUACGGUGCGCAAGCACUAGGAACCGUCCUUGGACUGCCUAUUACCGGUUUCAUUGCAUCAUCAAGUAUGGGAUGGCCUGGUAUAUUCCGUUUCUACGGAUUACUCUCGGGUAUUAUAGCUGGUGUGGUAUUGUGGUUUGGCGCUGACAGUCCAGCCAAGCAUCCUAAUAUAUCAGAGGCUGAAAGGUUUUAUAUAGAAGCCGAUUUGGGACAAAAGGGACACAACUCAAAUAAACGUUUACACGUGCCCUGGAGUCGCAUACUAUGUUGUAGAGGACUGUAUGCAGUUAUAAUAGUGCAUAUAGGCCAAGUAUGGGGACAACUGGUCUUAUAUUCGGAGGUACCUAUGUUCAUGAACAAUGUCAUGGGUAUUAACAUCAAAGCAAAUGGUUUAUUGACCGCUCUCCCAUUUUUUGUGAUGUGGUUCACAAAUUUCUUCUUCAGUUGGUUUGGUGAUAUGCUCAUCGUGAAACAGUACCUCAGCGUUACCAACACUAGAAAGCUUGCAAACUCUAUGGGUUGUGUCCCAGCUGCUCUAGGAUUUGUGGCGUUAGCAUAUGUACCAAAAAACAUCUACGUUGUUGAAUCUAUAUUAGUUUUCAUCUGUGCUUUCAAAAUAUCAGCGCACGUUGGCUUUCAAGUAAACCCAAUAGAUAUAUCACCAAAUUUCGGAGGUACCAUGAUGAGCAUCAGUAACUUCGCUGCAAGCUUACUGGGUUCUCUUGCGCCGAUUACAGCUGGACUGAUCCUUACUGAUAUAAAAAGCGAACGUUUGUGGGGAUACGUCUUCUUGACAACUGGCGCAAUUUAUUUCUUCUCAAAUCUGGUCUACGUGUUAAUGGGUACAGCAGAAUUAGCAGACUGGAAUACUCCCAACGAUGCUGAGAAGAAACAAGAAGAUGAAGAAGCGACUGUACCAAUUAUUAAAGAAUUAAACAAUAAAAUUCUUAAUACAUGA
This is a messenger RNA of Achroia grisella, 1599 nucleotides long. Its product is annotated as putative inorganic phosphate cotransporter. Bases 1 to 1599 code for a protein of 532 amino acids. NCBI's taxonomy places the organism in Eukaryota, Metazoa, Arthropoda, Insecta, Lepidoptera, Pyralidae. The transcript has 10 exons. Gene Ontology annotation, biological process: transmembrane transport; monoatomic anion transport. Gene Ontology annotation, cellular component: plasma membrane. Gene Ontology annotation, molecular function: transmembrane transporter activity. The record is from RefSeq and is a predicted model, not a curated record.